This is a messenger RNA of Solea senegalensis (Senegalese sole), 5998 nucleotides long. RefSeq names its product DENN/MADD domain containing 4A (gene dennd4a). The coding region runs from base 224 to 5398 and encodes 1724 amino acids. Gene Ontology annotation, biological process: regulation of Rab protein signal transduction. The record is from RefSeq and is a predicted model, not a curated record. Gene Ontology annotation, molecular function: protein binding. The transcript is spliced from 31 exons. Gene Ontology annotation, cellular component: cytoplasmic vesicle. Lineage: Eukaryota; Metazoa; Chordata; Actinopteri; Pleuronectiformes; Soleidae.
CGCAGCUCGAGACUAAACACGGCGCCGCUGCUGCGAUGUCUUCAUACCUCUGUGAAAUAUUGUAAUUUACCAUUUUGUAUGAGAGAACGCAAGAAGCAAUAAAGCCAGCGAUAAUAUUUAGAAUCAACGGAAGUCUGGAUUUUUAUCUCGCCGGAACGUCGCGUUGGUCAGAUUCAUCUUUGAGUCGUCGUCAAUCUGAGAACCCACAGGGUGGGAAUGGGAAAUGAUGGAGGAUAAAGGGCCUCGUGUUGCUGACUACUUUGUGGUUGCCGGCCUCACUGACUCCUGCAAACCUCUUGAGGAGGAGCUCCACCUUGACGAUGCCGGUCCCAAGUCUGUGAAGCCCAAUGCCCCCAUCACUGAUGUAGCUGUGGUGAUCCGCUCCCUGGGUGAGGAGGUACCACCAGGUUUCGUCCGUAUUGAAAACACCCCCUCCGGCCUCUCUGCAGAGCUCAAUGGAGCCAGCCUCCGGGGCCCACAGAUAUUCUUGUGCUUCAAGCGAGGUAGAGAUAAGCCUCCACUGACAGAUCUUGGGGUCCUGUACGAGUGGAAAGAGAAACUGAAGCCUGGAUGUCACAUCGUCCAGACCACGCCCUCAGGUCGCCCUGCCAACAUUAGCAGCUCGUCCUCCCAGCGCAUCUACAUCACUUACCGCCGUGCGCCAAAGAACCAGCCUCAUACUUCUCUCGCCGUCACCGAUGUCUGCAUCAUCAUCCCCGGCAAAGGGGAGAUACCCCCUCACACCUUCUGCAAGGUGGACAAAAACCUCAACAGCAGCAUGUGGGGAUCCUCUGUCUAUCUUUGUUAUAAGAAAUCACUGGCUAAAGCAAACACUAUUGCAUACAAAGCAGGUCUGCUGUGUCGUUACCCUGAAGAAGACUAUGAGUCCUUCCCACUGCCUGAGUCAGUGCCAAUGUUCUGUCUGCCCAUGGGGGCUACAAUUGAAUGCUGGCCAGCACACACCAAACACUCCCUGCCUGUUUUUUCCACAUUUGUGCUAACAGGCGGCUCCGGAGAAAAGGUGUACGGAGCAGCCAUCCAGUUCUACGAGCCUCACUCAGAAGAGAACCUGUCCGAGCGUCAGCGCUCACAGCUCGGCCUGCCAAGCACUGACCUCAGACCUGACAGGACCAGAAGUGUUUACAGCAACAAGAGCAUUUGUCUGCUCUCCCACUGGCCCUUCUUCCAGUCGUUCAAGAGCUUUCUUACGUUCCUCUACCGAUACUCCAUAUCUGGACCACAUGCUCUACCUAUUGAAAAACACAUCUCUCACUUCAUGCAAAAUGUGCCAUUCCCUUCCAUUCAGAGACCGCGCAUCCUAGUGCAGCUGUCUCCACAUGAUAGCCUGAUGCUGAGUCAACCUGUAUCUUCCCCACUGCCCCUGAGUGGUGGAAGCCUCUCCACAUUACUUCUGAAUCUGGGCCCAAAGAAUGCAGCCACUCUGCUGGUGCUGGCUGUCACUGAGCACAAGAUCCUGGUUCAUUCCCUGCGUCCAGCUGUACUCACCAGUGUUACAGAGGCGCUUGUGUCUAUGAUCUUUCCUUUCCACUGGCCAUGCCCCUACAUUCCUCUGUGCCCACUCGCCUUGGCUGAUGUGCUCAGUGCACCGUGUCCUUUCAUCGUGGGUCUGGACUCCAGAUACUUUGACCUUUACCUGCCCCCGGCUGACAUUAGCUGCGUGGAUCUGGACACAAACACAAUCUCCCAAAAAGAAGACAAGAAGGCGUUGACAUGGAAAAUCCUGCCCAGACGAGCUUGCAAAUGUCUUCUGAAUACACUGAAUAAGCUCUACCAGCAGCUCGCUGAAGGUGGUCAGGUGAACCGUGAAGAUGUGCAGAUGGAGCAAAUGGUGACUGACAGUGAGCUCAACGGGGGGAAAAGCCUCCACACGCUGGAGCUGGAAAUCCAGGAGGCAUUCCUGAGGUUCAUGGCAGCCAUCCUUCGAGGCUACCGCUCGUACCUGCUGCCCAUCACCCAAGCGCCGUCUGAGAAGACCACAGAUGCCAGCUCCCUCUUUGACCUCCAAGGCUUCCUGAAGAGCAGAGACCGCUCCCAACAGAGGUUUUACUCCCUCAUGACCAAGACACAAAUGUUCAGCCGAUUCAUAGAGGAGUGCUCCUUUGUCAGUGAUAAAGAUGCCAGCCUGGCUUUCUUUGACGAGUGUGUUGAUAAGCUAUUCACCACUGGAGGAAAGACGGACAGCGAGCGACAGGAGGAUACCAGGCUGAUCGAACUGGAUGAAUCGCACCGCAGUGAGCACACGGUCUAUAUCAACCCCCCAGAGCUGCCUCCACUUCCACAGGGAGAAGAGCAUCCUCUGUGCUAUAGCUACUCUAGCUUCCCUGUACUUAAUGCUGAGCUGCUGGAGCCACUGGAGGGACAAAAUCCUUCAUCAGCCAGCAUGACUUCACGCCACAGCAGCCCAGCCAGCCCCACAGCCAUCUUCAGACGCUCUAAGCAGGAGAUCAAGUUGGCUCAAAGGAUGGCCAAAACCUACUCAUCUAUGCCUCAGAUGUGGUCCAAAUGUCUUCUACGCCAUUGCUAUGGCCUGUGGUUCAUCUGCCUGCCAGGAUUUGUCGGGAACUCUCCCUCUAAGGUGCGAGCUCUGCGUACAGCUUACGACGUGUUGAGGAAGAUGCAGGACAAGAAGCUGCAGGCUCCUGAUGAGGUGUGUUACCGAGUGUUGUUGCAGUUGUGUGGCCAGUACAGCCAGCCUGUCCUUGCUGUGAGGGUGUUGUUUGAGAUGAAAAAGGCUGGAGUUCAACCUAAUGCCAUCACGUAUGGCUACUACAACAAGGCUGUGUUGGAGAGCACUUGGCCGUCCACCACCAGAGGAGGCUACUUUCUGUGGAGAAAGCUGAGGAACGUGGUCCUCGGUGUUCUCCAGUUCAAGCAAGCAGCGAGAAAACAACAGACUCCUCACAGAGAUCCUCAGCUUUCAGACGGCAGCGAUCUUGACACUGUCAGUCACGAGAGUUUGGACAGUGCUAAUGACUCUGCUGAGCGAACAUCCAUCGACACCGACUUCACUAAAAUGGACUCCAGUGACGAUGGAUUUAGCACAGGUGGACAGUCAGACCAGGGCUACGAUUCACUGUCCAAAGAGGAGGAGAGGCUGUGUGUCAGACACAGCGACAGCAGCACACCACUGGUAGAAGACAAAGGAGCCAGGCAGUCCAGUGAGUUACCUGAGAUCGAGGUCCCAACCAGCAGCACGCCUCCUUCUAUGAAAAGUUAUAAAUCAACAGAAGGCAGCACAGGCAACGGCAGCAGGCUGGUGCACAGUACAUCAGGUGACACCGUUGUGUGUGGAGCCCUCCCAAAGGCAGAGAGACCAAAAUCACUUGACUUGUCUGGUGCACUGGAAACACUGCGGUUCGCUGUGCCUCACGUAAGCUCAGUGAAGCAGCUUCACCUCGGUGCUGACAGACUGCAUGGUGUUGAGGAAGAGGAGACAGAGACUGAUAAACAGAAACCUCUGGCGGAGAGGAGUGUGAGCUGCAGCGGUGCUGUGGCGAGGCCAGGUGUCUCCAUGGAGAGGAGUGUCAGCUUUAAUGCUGGGAGUGUAAGAAGGACAGGUAUCGAGACAGGGUCUGACCCCCUGUCACUGAUAGCAGCCGAUACGGUGCAAGAGUUUGACCAGGACAACAACUGCAACAGCCCUCUAAGCAGCCGCACACCCAGUAUGGACUUGCAGAAUCACUCAAGCCCCUUGUUUCGAUCCUCCUCGUCUCCUCACUCGUCACCGAGAGCUUCCUCUCUACUGCGCGCCAACUCACACCUUCCACUGCCCGUCAAAUCCAAGGAGAAGCUGCAGCCAUCGCCGUCUCUUCCUCUGGGCGUCGGUUACAAAGACAGAGAGAGGCCUUCCUCGUUAGCGUUGCCCGCCUCGCCCACGACGUCCACCUCAUCGUUUUCCAUGGACUCUCUCUUCACGCCGACUCUGGACAUCUUCAAGAGCAGUGUUAUAUCAGCAGGGAAGGGUGUGGCCGAGAAGGCCAGCCGCCUUUACUCUCGCCUGUCCUCACAGACAUCAUUAACUCAGGAUGCAAACUGUGAUGGUGUAAGUGUGUCUUCACUGACUUCAGCAGAGGCAGACUGCUCCUGGCUGCUUGAUAAUGAUCUGGACCCAGACGGCUUCACCUCCCCCCAGCAUGGCAGCAUGACCCGACUCAGGAGAACUCCUGUUGUGGGCCAAGCAUGCGCGGGCAGUCCCAGCACCCCCGACAGAGUGUUCAGACACAACUCCUUCUCUGGUGGUUUGGCACUUCCCUCUAAAUCUCUUCACACUCCAGAUUCUUCCCUCGAAACCAGCCGCUUCCAACCCACUCCCAGCUACGCCAUAGAGGUGCAGAUUUCCAGUUGUUCGCUCUGUAAGACGUGUGACUGUCUGGUGUAUGAUGAGGAGAUCAUGGCCGGCUGGACGGCCGACGACUCAAACCUCAACAGCACUUGUCCCUUCUGCGGCACAGCCUUCCUGCCUUUCCUCAACGUGGAAAUCAAAGACCUGAGACCACAGAGCAGGUCCUCUAAGGAAAGUAAUCCUGUUACAGAGGAGGACACGUCUGUCUCACUCAACCCCAAGGCCGAAAUGUCUGCAACAGAUUGUGCAGCUCGGUCAUCUGCAGUUCCCCUGCAGGAGAACAGUGGGGGAGUUGGCACAGCAGGACCAGCCUCAGUGCCCGCCUCCACCUCUACUCCGGUGACGGUGCCGUACCUGAGCCCACUGGUCCUGUGGAAGGAGCUCGAGAGCCUGCUGGUGAACGAGGGCGACCAGGCCAUCUCCACGCCGAGCGUGGUCGACCAGCACCCCAUCGUUUUCUGGAACCUUGUGUGGUACUUCCGCAGGCUGGAGCUGCCGAGUAAUCUACCGGCUCUUAUCCUGUCCUCCCAGCACUGUUGCCGUGGAGACCAGACUCCUCAGAGCGUUUCAUCCGAGGACAGCAAGCAGGUGCUUGUGAGGAUUAUGUGGGACAACCUGAAGUUGCACCAAGAUAAAGUUCAGCCGUGCUAUGUCCUGUGGAACACACACUGCGCCAACUCCCUAAUUCGCUCCGGGCUGUGUGAAGAAGGCCAGCUCUUCACUGUGGAGCUCCUGCAAGGUUUUGUGAGGAGUAUUAAGAAGAGUGAUGUCUAUCAGCCCAUGAGCCAAAUUAUUCAGCUGCUGGGGCCAGAGCUGGGCUUCAAGAGACAGAGGAGCCUUUAUAGAGAUUUGUUGUUCCUUGCACUGGUGGCACUGGGGAAAAACAACAUUAAUAUAAAUGCCUUUGACCGGGAGUACAAACUGGCUUAUGAUCGCCUCACACCAAACUUGGUCAAGCUGACACACAACUGUGACCGGCCUCCUGGACCGGGGGUCAUGGAGUGCAGGAAGACUUUUAAAGAGCCCAGUCUGUGAACCACUACUCUUUCCCUUUGUACAAGUAUGUUUUGGUCAGUGCUGCUGUUUUUUCUUUUGUGUAGUUUGUUUGAUUUUAUUUGAACUGCUCUUUAGACUCAGGACCAACUCACCUGACUGAGGCACUGAGCUCUUCAAAGCACAACAGGAAAUGUACGAUUAAUGGAAAGCAACUGCCACAGUAUCCUUGUAGCCCGUUAUAGCUGGGACGCAUGGAAGUACAGGACUUGCAUUUGUACAUAUUUUAUAAAAUUCCACUGUAUUUUCAGCACAACUAUAGUCAAAUAUUUGUAUAGUAAUUAUACAGUCCUCUAUUUUACGACUGCUUCUGUUCAAGCUGUGAGUAAAUAUGUAAAAGUGAGUGUAUGAUCACGUUGUCUAUUCCUUGUUGGUCCUGGUGACCUUGUUAAGACUGUUGUUGAGUACAGUUCGUACCCGCUUUUAGACAUUCAUGUUUUUACAAAGCACUUUGACAAGACACGUUCAUUAUGGCCCGGCAGCCGACUGUCAGUGACAAAUUCGUCCUCAUUUGUACUCUGUAAACCCGUUUCCAUAUGCCUGAACACACUAAAGUAGACGUUAACAUCAAAAAUAUUGUCU